AUGGCCGAUGGGAUGAUAAAAGAGUGGGUAAAUGAAAAGCCAACUCCCAACUUAAAUUGGGGAGGGUGUGUCCUAUCUCGCCUCAUUGACCCACCAUUGUCCCCAAACCCCCAAAUUCCUCAAUCCAUACUCAUCUCUCCUAAAAACCUGUAUAAAUCAAUUUUGCCCCCAAAAUUCCAAUUUGCUAUGACUGAAACAGCAAGUAUGAAGGAUCCGAUCAAGUCCUUCGAUGUGUUUGAUUUCAAAGAGGAAGAUGAGCUUCCUGUGAAUAAUAUUGCUCCUAAUUUACGGUAUCCUCAUGCUCUCGAUGUUGCCAGCAAACUUGCUUAUUUUGGAAAUGAUAUAGCUUUCCUUUUGAGAUCCAUGAGUAAGUUGAAGGAGAAUGAUAUUGCCAUUUGUGGGGGCGCCAAUGUUGAUUUUGGCAACAAUCGUGAUGCUGCUGAUUCAUUUGCACCUUCUCAGACUGAUGAUUUUGCCAAGGAGACUCCUGAAUGGAACCAUGUUCUGCACUGUAGUUUUGAGAUCCACAAUCAAGCAAAAGAAAAUAAAUCUGUAAUUAUUGAGUCCUGCAGCGUUGUUGCUAGUGUGGAAUGUGGUUCAACCCUUGGUGCUGCUCUGCAGUUGGAGGAUAACUUAAAUGUUGCCAUUCCAGAAUCUUUUGGCAGUGACAGAUCAGUUCAGUUGGCUUCAGAUGCUGAUGAAAACUUGAUUGAAAGAUCUCCAUCUGCUUUCGCAAACAAUUUUGCUCCUUGUGAUGGAUCAUCGUCUGGCAACUGUGGACCAUUGUCUGGUAACUGCUCCCACAAAUGGAAUUCAGUAAAAAAGGAUUUAGUUUCUACCUUUUCUGCAAUGAAAUUUGAGGUAAGCAAGAUACCGAAGGGAAAAUUUGCUCAUCAUAUUUCCAACGAAAGAGAUGGAAUUGUUUUCUACCCCGAUUAUGUAGAUUAUUGUGGCACACAUUAUCUGGACUCAGUGGUGAGCUUUUCUCAAAGAUUUGUUGAAGCUAGAAGUAAAUCCGCUUACAGUAACGAAAGAAUAUUUCAAAUUCGUUUGGAAAUCGAAGAUAUUGUCAAAAUAGAGUCACAGUGGAGUGCUCGGUCCGAGGCAGGCACCAUAAGUAUCUAUUCUAUCUCAAAAGAUGGAGUGCAAGGCGGCUUAAUUCACAAUGCUUCAGUUGUGUGUAAUAUCCACUGUUAUCAAAUGGUGGCCUUGGCGGUAUGGCGUGGCGGACUUUUGGCAAACCGCCAUGCUAAAUUUGUGAAGGAUGGCGGUCUUCAGGAGUUGAAAUUUCCUGCUGUUGACUCGGACUGGUAUCAGAAACAGGAAGCAAUUGGAUCUCUGGACAUGAGAUAUAAGGCGCUGUGGAAUGUCCUGCUUGACACUGGGAUGGAAAAGAUUUCACCAUUGCCUGAAGGAAAAGAGAUGAGACGAACAAGAAGCUAUUUUCCCAAAUUUGAUCAGCCUUUUGAAGAGGUGAUUUAUCCAAAAGGGGAUCCUGAUGCUGUUUCGAUUAGUAAGAGAGAUGUUGAUCUCCUACUGCCUGACACAUUCGUCAAUGAUACUAUCAUUGACUUUUACAUUAAAUAUUUGAAGAGUAGGCAAAAUGAGGAGGCUAGGUCUAGAUUCCACUUUUUCAAUAGCUUCUUUUUUCGAAAGCUGGCUGACAUGGAUAAAGAUCCAUCCAGUGCUUUUGAUGGCAAAGCAGCUUUCCAGCGUGUUCGUAAAUGGACAAGAAAAAUAAAUUUACUUGAAAAAGACUUCAUUUUUAUUCCUGUCAACUACAAUUACCACUGGAGUCUUAUUGUAAUUUGUUACUUCGGUGAAGUUUCCAGCUAUGAAGGCAAGAUACUUUUGAUUCUGGACUGUAUUGAAAAUGGCAAGACAUUAAGAGUACCUUGCAUAUUGCAUAUGGAUUCUCUCAGAGGAACUCAUGCAGGCCUCAAAGAUCUUUUACAAAGUUAUUUAUGGGAGGAAUGGAAAGAAAGACAGAAAGAAACAUCUGAAGAUAUGUGUUCAAGUUUCAGAAACCUUAAGUUUUUGCCCCUCGAGCUACCACAACAACCAAACUCAUAUGAUUGUGGCCUUUUCUUGCUUCACUAUGUUGAACUUUUCCUGGAGGAAGUUCCUGAUAACUUUAGUGUUUACAAGAUCACGCCAUCCUCGAAGUUUCUACAAGCUGAUUGGUUUCCUCCUGGUGAAGCUUCCAUGAAACGAACACAUAUUGAGAGGUUGAUUAAUGAUCUUCUUGACACUCAGUCUGAAGAUUUUCCUGGCGGGAGUGGAAUGCAUGCUUCUCCUGAGCCGAAUGCUACUCUUGGCCAUGCCAAUGGAGUUGAGUUUUCUAUAAAAUCCAGUAUUAGUGCUCAAAUUGAGAGCUCAUUACUACAAGUAGACCCGACAAUUGAGAUGACUUUAUUACCAGCUUCAUCUACAAGGGGUACACAGUGUAACAGAGCUUCUGGAGUGGUUUUAAAGGAGUUGUUUAAGCAAGCAUCUGGUCCGGAAUCACUUAGUGAUGCACCUUGGGGAGCUUUGGAGAGCGGACAAUCUCUUCACGAGUUUAACAGGCCUGAUCCUUUGACAGAGGAAGCUAACGAGUGUCUUGCACAACAAGAAUUAGAAGAACCCGUCUUCCAGUCCAUGGAUGAUGAACCCGUCUUUACUUACUCGUCUGAAGAUUUUAGAUUAGACACAUUUAGCCAACCCGUACACAACAAUGUCUGCAUGUCUCCAGUGACGUCAGGUUCUGAAUCCGAUGAUAUAGUAGAAGUAGAAGUUGAUAACAAAAAUUGGCAAUCAGUCAUGGUGCUUGGCCAAUAUGGCGAAAUAGAUAGCCAUAACAGAUGCUCAUCGCCUGAGAAAAUCGAGCAGCCUGAUUCUGAAAAAAAUGCCGAGAUAAACAACUCAAAUGGCGAUGAAUCAUUUAUCCUGAAGGAGUUUUGUCCCGAAGCAAAACAGAUGCAUGAUGAGGGCCCGUCUCACGAGAGCUUGCCCGUGGACCCUAGUUUGGCGUCUGGUGACAAGUUGGAUGCCUUGGAGGGUGUUAUCCAGUGUGAUGGGGAGCACCCACAUAGAUUGGGUCACGAUGUGCUGGAAUUGGGUGAUGAGGAACGUACUCCCAAAAGGAUGAGGAUUGCAAGAACGGACGAUAAUGCUAACAAUUAUUUGUCUGAUGAUCUGCAUUUGUGAAAACUAGUUGGUGAAACUAUAUGCCGCAACUCUCUCUCUCUCUCUCUCUCUU
Striga asiatica is the source of this 3241-nucleotide messenger RNA. The record is from the annotation of a GenBank genome assembly. NCBI's taxonomy places the organism in Eukaryota, Viridiplantae, Streptophyta, Magnoliopsida, Lamiales, Orobanchaceae.